Puntigrus tetrazona (Sumatra barb) is the source of this 1732-nucleotide messenger RNA. It is a transcript of the gene ftcdnl1, whose product is annotated as formiminotransferase cyclodeaminase N-terminal like 1. Gene Ontology annotation, molecular function: transferase activity; folic acid binding. The record is from RefSeq and is a predicted model, not a curated record. Bases 256 to 1290 code for a protein of 344 amino acids. NCBI's taxonomy places the organism in Eukaryota, Metazoa, Chordata, Actinopteri, Cypriniformes, Cyprinidae. The transcript has 6 exons.
UGUUCUGGAGUUUCACGCCUUAAAGUGACACAGUGUGCGUGAAAAACAAGGACGCAGUUUGUUUGUCAGUCAGUUACGCAAGACAUUUGUUAAUUAUUUACUCUGCGCUUUUUCAGUAAGCUACGUGCAUUCUAAACUUUAGAACCGUUAGACAUGAACUGAUCAAUAUAGUGUCCUGCCUAUCAACUUACACAACUUCAUCCCUGAAAGCUCAUGCAUUUCUAAGAGAAGAUUUACUAAACGAAUGUCACUUAAAUGUUCGUGACAUUUCCGUCAACCAAUUUAACAUCAACCGGGAUGUCCUGCUCUGCUCUCCGUGGACGGCUGGUUGCAUGUCUCCUGAACAUCUCAGAAGCUCGGAGAAGAGACCUGGUGGAGAGGGUGGCUAGAUCAGCCAUCACAGACACGCAUGGGAAAAAGCGUGACGGCAUCACGGUGCUUAAUAUCUUCAAUGAUGUUGACUACAACCGCUCUGUCAUCACUAUUGUUGCAAGCAUUGACCUGAUAAGGGAGGCUGUGCUGUCGGCUUGUGAGAGCGCAUGCUCUCUGAUUGACAUGAAUGUCCAUGAGGGCAUCCACCCAUGCAUGGGUGCAGUGGAUCUGGUGCCUCUCUAUCCGCUGGGGGAGGAGGUGGGCCUUGAGGAUUGUGGAAAAGAGGCCCAGGCAUUAGCCAAGGCUUUAACGGAGCGAGUCGUAGGUACCAGUGCCUUUUUGUUUGGCUGGGCUGAUUCUCCUCAGCGUCGAGGUCUGGCUAAGAGGAGAAAGGAGAUUGGCUGGUUCAAAAAGGUCUUUGAUAUGUCAACCAUCCAACCAGAUGUAGGUCCUCAGCCCACAAGGAAAUAUGGUGUUACAGGUAUAGGAGCCAGCCCCUAUGUCAUGAACUGUAACGUGACCAUAGAUACCCAGGAUCUAGCUGUGGGCCGAAUGGUGGCUUCAGCAAUCCGUGAAUCCAGUCCUGGUGGUAUUCCUGGAGUUCAGGUCAUGGCUCUGCCACAUGAAGGGGCCGUGGAGAUCGCUUGUAAUGUGGAGAGUGUUCAAGGUGGUCCUUCGUCUUCAUCUUAUGGUGAGGAUAAUUGGCCAAGCUUUACCAUUGGAGGGCAAAGUUUCUGCCAUGCUCCAGCCUCACUAAUCAAAGCACGGGUAGCAGAGCUGGCUAGACACCAUUGUGUGGCCAUUAAGGGUAUGGCUCUGGUGGGUUUUACCCCACGUGAGUGCCAGAGACUGGCAGAGGGAGCACUCACAAAUGGCAUUGGAGAGUUCUGGAGAGAGCUGCAGCGUGUGCACAUGUGAUCAAGAGCAGAGGUAUAUUUCAGCCAAACAUUAUAUUGUCAUUUACUCACCCUUAUCUCAAUUCAUCACUUUCAAUGUCUUUUGUCCUCCUAUGGAACAUGAGCUUACGAAAAUACUGGGAUAUUUUCCAAAAAAAAAAAAAGUAAAGCAAGUUUAGAAUGACAUGAGGGUAAGUAAAUUAUGACAGAAUUUUCAUUUAGUCUCCAUUAAUAGUGUUUGGUUCCAAUCUUUUUAUUAAAAAGCUUGAAACGCCUGAUUAAUGGUGGUUUAUCUCAUGUUUUGUGUCAGUUUGUUGUGAUGGAAAAAAGGCUGGGAAUAAUUAAGCAUUGAUAAAAUCGGACAAAUGUAGGCAUGCUUGGAGUAACUGUGUUAUAUGGAACACUUCAUAUGUUAAUGGAUAACAUGCCAUUAAAACUUGUUUGGGAUGUUUUUAAUUGCUGAA